AAGUAAUCAUGCCAGUCAUUUUCGUUGCUGUGUGUUUGAUUUCAUUAUUGUUGUGCUUCGCUCUUCUUCGGAGAAGAAAAUCAAGACAGAAGCAUUUGCACACUUCCUGCUCAGAAGACCGGUACAAGAACGUCUCUUAUGGGGAGCUUCUCAAAGUAGAAGAUGGGUUCUCUUCACACAAUUUGAUCGGCGUAGGAAGUUAUGGUUCUGUUUAUAAAGGAUACUUUGUUUCAGAUGGCCAAAUUGUUGUAGUGAAAGUACUCAAUCUUCAAAGACAAGGAGCUUCGAGAAGCUUCCUCGCAGAAUGCGAGGCAUUGAGAAAUGUCCGGCAUCGAAAUCUCGUCAAUAUCUUAGCAUCCUGCUCAAGCAUUGAUUUUAAGGGCAAUGACUUCAAAGCACUAGUUUUCAAGUACAUGCCGAAUGGAAGUUUAGAGGAGUGGUUGCAUCCAAAAAUCGACGAGGAACAUCGACCAAGGACUUUGAACCUUAUUCAGAGGUUAAACAUAGCCAUUGAUGCAGCUUAUGCUCUGGAUUAUCUUCAUCACCAUUGCCAAACACCUAUUGCUCACUGCGAUCUCAAACCAAGUAAUGUUCUACUUGAUAAUGACAUGGUGGCCCAUGUGAGUGAUUUUGGCAUUGCAAGGUUCCUUUCUGAGGCUGUUGAUGAUCGCUCCACAAAUAGAACUAACUCCAUUGCAGUAAAGGGAUCCAGCAGCUAUGUUCCCCCAGGUAACAACUCCUUCCAUCUUUCUUUUAUUCCUUUUCUUAGUGUUAUUUUAAAAAUUCUCAAUAAUUUCAUAUCGCUAGAUGCUAAGAUGAAGCUAAAAUCAGCAUUUUGUCUAUUACACAAUAUAUAUGAGUUAGCUAUACAUUUUAUUUUAAAAUGACAUUUAUGCACUACUUGGGUGGCCUAGAUUCAUUCAUCUCCUAAAGCUCAACAAUUUUCAAAUUUUCAUUUUCUUGGAAAGUACUUGAAACUCCAUGCCUACUUUUCUCUCCUCAUUUCUCCCUGUGGUCUGGCCCACCUGAGAUUUGGAUUAGGUUAAUUUUUGGGUUUUGAGACCAGCAUCUAAUGGACAGCUUGGAUGGCAUAUCCAGAUCACGGUGGGCCCUACACAAAUCAAUGGUUGGUGGAUCAGAUGUCCAGUCACAUGUGGUUGAAGUCGUAUAAUCAUUCCACGUUCUUUGAAACAUGAUAUCUUCCAGAAAAUAUUGACAAAAUUUUCAUUCCUUUCACGUGGUCUACUUUUUCUUGGAGGUCAGCCCAUCCAUCCAUCCAUCUAUCCAUCCAUCCAUGUAAGUGU
Molecule: messenger RNA, 1304 nt
Organism: Magnolia sinica
Lineage: Eukaryota; Viridiplantae; Streptophyta; Magnoliopsida; Magnoliales; Magnoliaceae
Product: probable LRR receptor-like serine/threonine-protein kinase At3g47570
Exons: 1
Coding region: 9-887 (292 amino acids)
Biological process (GO): protein phosphorylation
Molecular function (GO): ATP binding; protein kinase activity
Source: RefSeq, a predicted model, not a curated record